This is a messenger RNA of Drosophila gunungcola (fruit fly), 1630 nucleotides long. RefSeq lists its product as uncharacterized. The transcript has 4 exons. Bases 596 to 1297 code for a protein of 233 amino acids. NCBI's taxonomy places the organism in Eukaryota, Metazoa, Arthropoda, Insecta, Diptera, Drosophilidae. The record is from RefSeq and is a predicted model, not a curated record.
UCGUUUUUGAGCGACUACUGUGGCAGCAAGCGAGAACCGUCGAAAUGUUAUGACAUGCAAAAUCCGGCAAGAAAGCCAGCAACAACAAACACUUACACUCGAAAAGGUUUGCGCAUCGCGCUGUCGACGCCGACAGCGACGUCGCGUCUCUGCCUAGGCGGGCAGAUCUCAGGUGAGCCGAGAUCUUACCUGUGAGCCCGACUUAGCUGCUAAGCUCGCUUCAGUUCGAUUCUUGAGGCCGUUUAGAUCGGUUCUGUUUGGCGACACGCGCACUAAAAAGUUCUUCGCUGUGAGAAGAAGUCGUGAGGAGAAGAAGGAAGGAGUAGACCGCCACUUAAACAAUCGCCAAGAGAAUCGAAUCGGUUUCCAUAAACAGCAGCCUGCCUGAUCAGCUGAGUGUUUCGCGAGCCGCAUUUAAAUAAAUUAUACACAUCAUAAAACCCUAAUUAAAGAGACUGACAACCGGAGCGAGACUCUGCUUAAAAAUACUCCAGAUUGUGAUACUAAUUAACUUAAAUUGUGUGUGUGAUAAAUUACUGUAAUAAUCAAACAAAUCCCGAGAACAAAACAAACAGAAAAUUACAAAUUAACAAAAAUGCAGGACUAUUGGCACAUUCCCCGCGCCUCGCUGGCCUCUUCCUCGAGCUCGGCCAUCAGUUCGGCGAGCUCCUGCAAGUCCUCGAACAAAUCGCACUCGAAUCCGCCCACCCUGAACCAGCGUAGUUUGCCCAGCAACAGUAGCACUACUAACAACAAUAAUACAAGUGCCGCAGUGACGGCCGCGGCAGCGGCAGCAGUACUGGCGGCCGCCAAGCGGGGAUCGAGAAGUUCGCAGGGCUCCAGCGACAGCAACAACAGCACACGGAGCGCUGCUUCCGGCUCACUGCUGUUGACGGCAGCGAAUCUGGAACGCUUUGCGGAGAUCCACAAGAAGCAGGAGCGGCACAACAAAAUGCUGAUGCCCAGCAAUCCAUCGUCGUCCAACUACAAUGCCAACCUAACGCUCGCCAGCGGUAAGGAUGCGGUGAUUGCCAUCGAGGGCCAGCCGGAAGAUGUGGAUCCCAAUUUGCAGUACGUGAAAACCAAAGACCUGGACACCGUAUCCAUCGCCAGCUCCAUGCACUUCACGAUGGUCAAUGGGGAGGGUGGUCCGCCCAAGAAACCGAAGCGCGGUCUCUGCGAUCGGGGACGCCAGGUCACCGUGUUGAUUGUGAGCAUGAGCACCAUCUUUAUGCUGCUCAUUAUGGGAAUGGUCUAUGCGCUGGAGAUGCGCGCCCGUGACAUGCCCAAGAGCUAGGACUCAAUCUUUCUGCCUAGCCAAUUAGUUUAUUAUUUAUUGUAUUGUCUUUGUCCCCCAUUAUUAUUAUUAUUGUUAUCGUGUCGUCUUGGCGCUAGUUGUGUAAGCUAUUUAUUAAACGAUUGUUUGGAUGGAGAGUCGAGUCAGUCGAAGCUGGGAAAUUUCAUUAGUAUUAAGCGCGCUAUGCUACGGAGACAGAGAAACAUACAAGGAACUAGAUCUGGAGCGGAUCGGAUAAUCGCCGCCUGGCAUCAGAUAAUGCUGUACUUUCUGGUUAGCAAUUAAGUUAUUUAUCCCUGUGAUAUGUUUAAUAAAUUGAAUUUUAUAAUUGUA